AUUCAGGGGGCCAACACUAACAUCACUGCUGAAAAUGAUGGAAGUGGACGGUGUGAAGGGAUGGACAAUGAUUCCGAGGAUGCAUCGCAACAACCACAGGGGCGCGACACUGACAGUGCUGGAAAUAAUGUGAAUGAUGGCAAAGGGAUGGACAAUGAUUCUGAGGAUGCCAUUGCUGGAAAUGGAGAUGAAGAGAGGUGCGACACUGACACUGCUGGAAAUAAUGUGAAUGAUGGCAAAGGGAUGGACAAUGAUUCUGAGGAUGCCAUUGCUGGAAAUGGAGAGGAUGAAGAGAGGUCUUCACGGCCACCUGCAUCGCAAAAACCACAGGGGGGCGAAACUGACACUGCUGGAAAUAAUGUGAAUGAUGGCAAUGGACCUACGCUCAGAAACAGAGAAGCCAUUGGAAGGCCUAAAAGGGGAUCAAGGCUCCAUACUGAGUUAGAGAGGGGGAUCAGUCCUAAUGUGCCAAAACCAAAACGAAUGCGAGGUAUUGCUACGCCUGGUACUAUUCAACUAGUACCAAGAGCGAUAAAAACACCGCGUGGAUAUAAAGAACAUAAGUCGUGGCGAAACAAUGAAAGUCUUUUUCUUUUUAUCCCUCUUACACCGGAGGAAGAAAGUGCUGUUACCGCAGCAUUUGAGAAGGAUAUCAUUGUUAAAUAA
Molecule: messenger RNA, 666 nt
Organism: Trifolium pratense (red clover)
Lineage: Eukaryota; Viridiplantae; Streptophyta; Magnoliopsida; Fabales; Fabaceae
Exons: 5
Coding region: 61-666 (201 amino acids)
Source: RefSeq, a predicted model, not a curated record